AUGGGGAACUGCAACGUUUGCUUGAGAGCGGACGUCGUCGACGACAAAAGUUCCAACAACCGCGACAAAAACAAGAAGAAGACCGGAGAGCGACGGUCCAACCCGUUCUCCGACGACCCGAUCCGGUCCCCUGCUCCGAUCCGAGUUCUAAAGGAUGUGAUCCCGCUCGGUCACCGGACCCGGAUCGGCGACAAGUACAUACUGGGUCGCGAGCUGGGUCGGGGCGAGUUCGGCAUCACUUAUCUGUGUACGGACCGCGAGACGAAGCAGGCCCUGGCCUGCAAGUCCAUAUCCAAACGCAAGCUCAGAACCGCGGUGGAUAUAGAGGAUGUGAGGCGGGAGGUGGCGAUAAUGUCGACGUUGCCGGAGCACCCGAACAUAGUGAAGCUGAAGGCGACUUACGAGGACAACGAGAACGUCCACUUGGUUAUGGAGCUCUGCGAAGGCGGCGAGCUGUUUGAUAGGAUUGUGGCCAGAGGACAUUACAGUGAGCGAGCUGCGGCCAACGUGGCCAGGACUGUAGCGGAGGUGGUGAGGAUGUGCCAUGCCAAUGGGGUUAUGCACAGAGACUUGAAGCCUGAGAACUUUUUGUUCUCUAACAAGAAAGAGCACUCGCCCCUUAAGGCCAUCGAUUUUGGGCUCUCUGUGUUUUUCAAGCCUGGGGAGAGGUUUAUGGAGAUUGUGGGGAGUCCGUACUACAUGGCCCCAGAGGUUUUGAAGAGGAAUUAUGGACCCGAGGUCGAUAUAUGGAGCGCCGGUGUAAUUCUUUACAUUUUGUUGUGUGGGGUUCCUCCAUUCUGGGCAGAAUCUGAACAGGGUGUGGCUCUUGCAAUCUUGAGGGGGGUGAUUGAUUUCAAGAGGGAACCCUGGCCUCAGAUUUCGGAGAGUGCUAAAAGCCUUGUUCGGCAGAUGCUGGAGCCGGAUCCUAGAAAACGCUUGACUGCUCAACAGGUGCUUGAACAUCCUUGGUUACACAAUGCAAAGAAAGCUCCAAACGUUCCAUUAGGAGAUAUAGUGAGGCCAAGGCUCAAGCAGUUCUCAGUAAUGAAUAGAUUCAAAAAGAAGGCUCUAAGGGUAAUUGCAGAACACUUAUCUGUUAAAGAAGUGGAAGUAAUCAGAGACAUGUUUACAUUGAUGGACACUGACAAAGAUGGCAAAGUAACAUAUGAGGAAUUGAAGGCUGGGCUUCAGAAAGUUGGUUCACAAUUGGCCGAACCAGAGGUUAAGAUGCUGAUGGAAGUGGCUGAUGUUGAUGGAAAUGGAGUCUUGGACUAUGGAGAGUUUGCAGCAGUGACCAUUCACUUGCAGAGAAUGGAGAAUGAUGAGCAUCUCCGCAGAGCAUUUGUGUUCUUUGACAAAGAUGGAAGUGGAUAUAUUGAGUUAGGUGAGCUAAGGGAAGGUUUACUAGAUGAAUCAGGUGAAAUUGAUAAUGAAGUGCUGAAUGACAUCAUGCGUGAGGUCGACACUGAUAAGGAUGGACGUAUCAGUUAUGAGGAGUUUGUUGCGAUGAUGAAAACUGGAACGGAUUGGAGAAAGGCGUCUCGGCAGUAUUCGAGGGAGAGAUUCAAGAGUUUGAGCCUCAACCUGAUGAAAGACGGUUCAUUGCAGCUUCACGAUGGGCUAACUGGUCAAGCAAUUGCUGUAUAA
This is a messenger RNA of Prunus armeniaca (apricot), 1647 nucleotides long. The record is from the annotation of a GenBank genome assembly. Lineage: Eukaryota; Viridiplantae; Streptophyta; Magnoliopsida; Rosales; Rosaceae.